Messenger RNA from Sesamum indicum (sesame), 2671 nucleotides. RefSeq lists its product as uncharacterized. Gene Ontology annotation, biological process: regulation of transcription by RNA polymerase II. Gene Ontology annotation, molecular function: transcription coactivator activity. Lineage: Eukaryota; Viridiplantae; Streptophyta; Magnoliopsida; Lamiales; Pedaliaceae. The record is from RefSeq and is a predicted model, not a curated record. Gene Ontology annotation, cellular component: SAGA complex.
AGGAGAGAGAGAGAAAGGGGAAGUAUCGAAGGGGAGAGCGAUCAGAGAGAGAAAACACAGAAAAGGGGUCUUCAAUUUUCUGAUUCAGAAAUUCUUUCUGCAGAAAAUAAACAGAGUGCAGAUAGAGAAUGUGAAGCAAAAUUUUGAAGGGAUAAGGAGCAAUGGAUGAAGAAGCUUAAUGGGUUGCAGAGGAGAAGUGAAGAGGAAAAGAAGAAAGGAAAAAUAAAGCUGACAGUGUUUUGGGAUAAUUUUUUCUCCUGAAUAUGAAUUCUGGGAGCUCCAAUAAGGUCAGCUAAUAAAUUUUGUGAACUCAUAAUUUUGUGCAAGUUUGAAUCUUUGUGUUAGUUUGAUUCAUUAUUCUUCAAGUUUGAAUUUUGAGUAUGCGAAACCUGAAGUUGAAGUCGAGAAUUCAAGCUUGAAUCUUUUAUUGAGGGAGUGGCAUUUGGGCUGUUGUGGAGUUUUCAGGAUGCCGAUAAAUUCGUAGCGGUUUACUUGGAGUUGCAGAGAGGUAUCUUUAUUUGGUUUUGAAGAUUUAGGUCAAUAAAGUGUUCUUUUGUAUUAUAGUUUUAAACUUUGCGUUGAAGGUUGAAGAAUUUGAAAGUUUCUGAAAUUUGGGUUUUUGGAGGGAGAGUUAGUUUAAUUGGAAAAAUGAGAUCUCGUGGUAUGAACUCAACCCUCCAAUUAUUGUAGUUGAUAAAAAGUUGAGGUUUUGGAGUUGGGUUUUGGUUUGACAAUGCUAGGGUUGGUAGUAGUCAGAUUAAUUGUUAUUUGGAAGAUGGGCUUUGGGAAAUGGAGCAAAACAACUGUAAUUUAGUUAAAGGUUCUGUAUCAUUGGUGUGGUAGCGUGUAGUUCUGUUAUAUGGACUUUUAGUGUGGAGAAGGAGAGACUACAGAGAGAUGCAACCGCCUCAUCAGCAUUCACGUAUCAAUCUUGCUGAGUUGAAAGCUCAGAUAGUAAAGAAACUAGGGCCGGAGGGGUCCAAGCAGUACUUUUCUUACUUGCACAGAUUCCUGAGUUUGAAACUGAGUAAGGUUGAGUUCAAUAAGCUUUGUCUAAGGAUUCUUGGGCGGGAAAAUAUUCCACUUCACAAUCAGUUUAUUCGUUCAAUUCUGAGAAAUGCUUGUAGUGCCAAAGCCCCACCAGCACCAAGUCACAAGGAUGAUGCUUACAAAUAUGUUACACAUGUUGGUGGGAAGGAGAUUUCAGCUGAUGGUUACCUGCAGAAUGGGUCCCACACCAGUAUGACUCAGGCUUCCGGCUUGCCAGGUCUAUCAAAUGGAGGUGACAUGCUACCAGUCUCGCCUCGAAAGGCCAGGACUGGUUUUCGUGAUAGGAGAAGUGGGGACCGCCGUAGCGCUCUUGGCCCUAAUGGGAAGACUGGCUUUGCUUCUCAUCUGUCUACUACCACGCAGUCAAGUGAUUUAAAUGCCGUGGUGGAGAAUGGGGAUAUGAAUCCACCUGAUAUUGGGAGGGCAGUGCAGCAGCAUCAAGGACUCCUGCGGCAAUCAGAUAAUGAGAGUGAGAAUUUGGUUAUGCAACCUGCUAAAAUGUCCAUAGUAAGGAGAUCACCAGAUGGUUCAGCUCCCCUAUGCAGCAAGGAUGAGACAGAGUUGGUUGUUAGAAAUGAUGGGAAAGAGAAUUCUGCUAGGAGUCCACUCCGAGCGCCCCUUGGGGUUCCGUUUUGUCCAGUCAGCGUUGGUGGGGCCCGCAAGGCCCUGCCUCCAGCAAGUCGCGGUGGAUUUAUCAGCACAUUCAAUGACUGCGCUUUGUUGGACAGUCUUACAUUAAGGAAACGAAUGGAGCAUAUUGCUACGGCACAGGGUCUUGAAGCAGUGUCAGUGGAUUGUGCCAACAUACUGAACCAUGGUUUAGAUUCUUACAUGAAAGGAUUAAUUAGGUCUUGCAUUGAACUCUUGGGAGCAAACUCAGGGCAUGAGUUGACAAAGAGUAAUGCCCACAAGCACCACUCACAUACGAAACUUAUUAAUGGUGUCAAACAAGGUCAUCAAUAUCAGAUUCAAAAUGGUGGCGAGCAUUUUGGAUUGCAAGAACAGAAAAUCCGUGGCCCAAUUUCUUUGCAGGACCUUAGAGUUGCUAUGGAACUUAAUCCAAGGCAACUUGGGGAAGACUGGCCGUUGUUGCUAGAGAAAAUAUGUAUGCAUGCAUUUGAAGAGUAACAUGGGCCAUGGAUUUAAUGUUCCCAGUGGAGUGAAUUGGUCCCUACUGGAUUGAAAGGCAUGCUUGUGGUGCUGGUUAUCUGGCCUUGUGUGGCCUUGAUUGUUCUGAUUCAUGGCCUUUUGAACCAGUGUAGUGCUGCUAAGUAACGAAUUCCUGGAUAAUAGGGACCAAAGCAGGGAAUCUUUAUUCCUUCCUGCUCUCGGGCUUUUCUUAAUUGGAAGAAGCCAUAUUCUCAGCCACCAUUCAGAUGAGAAGAAUGCCCAGAUUAGGUUGCACUGUUGUAUGAUUAGCGUUAUCCCCACUUAUAUCUUUUUUUUCUUUCUCCUGUAAUUUACAGCCAAUGAGAAAUUCUAGAACAGUUUUGCAGGAAUAAUUUUGUGUAGUUCAGUACUUCAGCAAAAGGGUGGGAAUCCGUGAUGCAAUAGACAUGUGUAUGUACCUUCACCACGAAGACCAGUUGGAAUCUUAAUAUUAACAACACAAUUUAACAAA